Messenger RNA from Aspergillus steynii IBT 23096, 1242 nucleotides. Its product is annotated as Ras family protein. The transcript is spliced from 4 exons. Lineage: Eukaryota; Fungi; Ascomycota; Eurotiomycetes; Eurotiales; Aspergillaceae. The coding region runs from base 345 to 986 and encodes 213 amino acids. The record is from RefSeq and is a predicted model, not a curated record. Gene Ontology annotation, cellular component: plasma membrane. Gene Ontology annotation, biological process: signal transduction. Gene Ontology annotation, molecular function: GTP binding; GTPase activity; GDP binding.
UGCAAAGUUCCACGAACCCCCCCUGAUCCUCCCACCAGCGACUCUUUAAGCUUGGCCCAAGUCGCUAAGUUGACCCGCCGUUGCUGUGGACUUUGCCCUUUAGGCGCCUUUUUUUGUUUUCGCGCGAAACUCCCGAGGACCUGGGCCCCGACCUUUCGACCCUGCCGCAAAAGAAAUUUGUGCUUGCUUGCUUGCUACUCCGUACUACUCUGCUAUCUGCUGGACUACCACCUCGUCGACCCGCUGUCACCUUUUUGUUUCUGUUGGGAUCGCUUCCGAUCACCGUUUCUUAUUUCCCUUUUCCCUUUCAAACUGAACGUGUCUCAGGAUCAGAGUCCGUCGUUAUGGCUUCAAAGUUCCUAAGAGAAUAUAAGUUGGUGGUCGUCGGAGGUGGUGGAGUUGGAAAGUCUUGCUUGACGAUUCAAUUAAUCCAGAGUCACUUCGUGGAUGAAUACGAUCCGACAAUUGAAGAUUCCUACCGCAAGCAGUGUGUCAUCGACGAUGAGGUCGCUUUGUUGGACGUGUUGGAUACUGCCGGACAGGAGGAAUAUUCGGCAAUGCGUGAACAAUACAUGCGAACCGGAGAGGGUUUCCUUCUGGUCUACUCGAUAACAUCUCGCCAAUCCUUCGAAGAAAUCAUGACCUUCCAGCAACAAAUCCUGCGCGUGAAGGACAAGGACUACUUCCCUAUUAUCGUCGUUGGAAACAAGUGCGAUCUAGAGAAGGAGCGAGCCGUGACGGAACAAGAGGGCGAGGCUUUGGCCCGUCAAUUCGGCUGCAAAUUCAUUGAGACGUCGGCGAAAUCCCGUAUCAAUGUUGAAAACGCUUUCUACGACCUUGUCCGUGAGAUCCGUCGCUACAACAAAGAGAUGUCGUCGUACCCAUCAGGCUCGGGCGCAUUCGGCUCCCGCGCCCCCGAAGGCAAGAUGGACGUGAGCGAGCCCGGCGACAACGCCGGCUGCUGUGGAAAGUGUAUUGUUAUGUAAUUGGGGAGACCCGGACGUUGAACUUAAUACCAUAGGAUUUUACAAGGCGCGCACAAGUCGAACAUACGAAAGGAUACAAAAGAACCAUGAAUAAGAGACGGAAGACGAGAAAACCACAAAAUUUUGUCAUUCGACUAUACACAAACGGCCGACCGGAUGAUCGCUUGGACACGAUUGACUUGUCGACGCGUUUUGGAUUGUGACUUUAUACCAUACGAGGCCGCUAUCAGAUGAUGUCUUCUUCACCACCGAAUUU